CAGGCAUGAUUUCUCUAGUCAGCUAGCAGUUGAUCCAGCUUCCAGUCACCAUGAAGGCUCUCCUGACUCUCGGGCUCCUCCUGCUUUCUGUCAGUGUCCAGGCCAAGGUCUAUGAACGCUGUGAGUUCGCCAGAGCUCUGAAAAGGAGUGGAAUGGAUGGCUACCGUGGAGUCAGCCUGGCAAACUGGGUGUGUUUAGCUCAGCAUGAGAGCAAUUAUAACACACGAGCUACAAACUACAACCGUGGCGACCAAAGCACAGACUAUGGGAUAUUUCAGAUCAAUAGCCGAUACUGGUGUAAUGAUGGCAAAACCCCAAGAGCAGUGAAUGCUUGUGGGAUACCCUGCAGCGCUCUGCUACAAGAUGACAUCUCUCAGGCCAUACAAUGUGCGAAGAGGGUUGUGAGGGAUCCCCAAGGCAUUCGAGCAUGGGUGGCAUGGCGUACACACUGCCAAAACCGAGAUCUGUCCCAGUAUAUUCGGAACUGUGGAGUCUGAACACUGUGUGCUUGUACUGCAGCUCAUUCUGUCUCUCAGUAUAGGAGUACCUCACUUUCCCCUCAAACUAACAGGACUUUAGUAGAAACAGGACAAAACAGAGACUUCUUCCUAAGGGGCUUAAGCUGAUACUGUGUUCCCUGUGUUGUGCGAAGUCCCCCUCCCCCUUGUCAGUCAGCUCAUGCACUGGAUGCUGCUGACAGUCAUCCAGCACAGUGACUGCCAAACACACACCUCUGUACAUCAGUUCUUCACCCAGGAAAUGAUUCACAUUGAGUUCCAUCAGAAUUCAUCUUGAUCAGCCCCGUGUUGCAUAAAAAUACAACUAUUUAGAGAAGAGUCGAUCUUUGGAAAAUGGCAGUUGUGUGAGUCCAGGGCUUUGUGCAGGCUCAGCACCCAGUUAGAGCAGCCUCUGUCGUGAGCUAGGAGUGUUUUUUAGGGCACAGGACUCUCAGUGGAUGAGAACUGAGACUGUCUGAACUCAGAAACUUAUCAUGAAAUAUGUGACCUUUCUAGUGUCUUUCUACAGCUGGCCCAAUUAUUCUGCUUAAAAACUAAGUUCUCAGCUCAUGUGUCAGUCUGUUUAACUCUUGAGAGGAUGUUCCCAGUUUUGUGAGGUAUUUAGAAGGGACUAGUGAGCAGUGCUCAUCCUGAUUUUCUUAAGUAUCUUCCUGCAUACUAACUAACCCUGAGACAGAUGAGCUUGUAUCAGCAAAUGACCACAGGAGCAAAUCUAAUCUCAUAGUGAAAAAGUGCAAAUAGCAUUAAAUGAUUUCCAAUGCA
Molecule: messenger RNA, 1280 nt
Organism: Apodemus sylvaticus (European woodmouse)
Lineage: Eukaryota; Metazoa; Chordata; Mammalia; Rodentia; Muridae
Product: lysozyme C-2
Exons: 4
Coding region: 51-497 (148 amino acids)
Biological process (GO): defense response to Gram-positive bacterium; defense response to Gram-negative bacterium
Molecular function (GO): lysozyme activity
Source: RefSeq, a predicted model, not a curated record